Messenger RNA from Lachancea lanzarotensis, 945 nucleotides. Its product is annotated as LALA0S10e05270g1_1. The record is from RefSeq and is a predicted model, not a curated record. NCBI's taxonomy places the organism in Eukaryota, Fungi, Ascomycota, Saccharomycetes, Saccharomycetales, Saccharomycetaceae. The transcript has a single exon. The coding region runs from base 1 to 945 and encodes 314 amino acids.
AUGAGAUUUGGUACUUUGAGCACUGCGCUCUUAGAAGGGCUAUCGUUCGUGUUUGGCAAUGGAGACCAUCCGGACGGUCAUGACGAGGAACUAGCCCGCUACAUGGGACCUAAUGAAGCCGCUAUGGUGGCUCGAAAAAUGGCAGCUUUUGAGCAUACCUUGCAUGCCAACACCAUCGAUCGGGAAUCAGGCACGCCAGUUUCGUUUAUCGAGUAUUUUGUAGGAUCCGACGUUUGCCACGGUGUCGAGACCUCCAGUAAUGGCAGCAUUAUAUUGCUACUUCUCAACAUGAGCUCAACGUCCAAGAACUGGUACAACGAUUCUAAGUUUUCGGUGUCGAUAGAAAAGUCAAACCAUUGGAAACUGCACAAGCCUGCAAUGGCCACGCCACGCGCCAACUACUUUGGGGAGUUGAAGCCUUUAGAGGCCUCUAAGGCUCUAGAACGUUGUUUUCUAAAACGGCAUCCAGAUGCCCGUUGGUGGAUUCCCGGCGGGGACCAUGACCAGGUUCACGAUGGCCAAUGGUUCGAGUUUGAUGUCAGCGAAGUGCGUUUCAUCGGUGGGUUUGGUGAUUCUGCGUAUAUUGGAACUAUCAGCGGUGAAGACUACCAGGGAGCUUUCAACGGUUCGCAUCCCCAUCGUCCACCACAUCAUCCACCCCACAACCCAUUUGGAAAUGAACAUGAAGACAGGGAAGGUAGUGAGAGAGGUGAAAAGGGUGAAAAGGGUGAAAAGGGUGAAACUAGACCUGCUGGACGCAAACUCUUAUCACCACAAGUUUCAGAUCACGAAGAAGUCUAUUUCCAAGUUGAUCGCCACACUAAAGACAAGUCUAUUACUUCCGGUGAUAAGUCCACUGACAAAUCGGGCAAGAUGAGAGACUCAAAGAAGAAGCCCAAUUCAAGAGUGAAAUGUGGCACCAUGAAGGUCGCUCUUGAUUUCUGA